UAUCAAUGCGCGGCUACUGGCUGGCCAACAAUUUUUAUCUCCAUUGUCAGAACGCAUUGCCUUUGCCACACCCUGUUCUUUGGAGAUACCAGAUCGUGAGCGAUUGCAGAGAUAGUGCAUACUGUACAUCAAGUGUGUCGUGCCCACACGACCAGGCUUGAACAAUUGACAUUGUUCUUGCGCAAAUUACACCGGCAUGUCGCCCGCAUUACUCACAGCAGUAGAUUCCACUGCACAUGUACACCUGAUCGUCGGCUCGAAUCCACUCGCAGGAGCACGAAUAAGUCGAUCGCUCGAGGUUGGCGCAACGCCGAUCCUUAUCGCUCCCGAAUCUGCAACGCUACACUACGGCCUUGCGAAACGGAUAGAAGAGCAUGCUGUACAAUGGGUGAAGCGCGACUUUGAAGAGACGGACCUCACGACAUUGGGGCGAGAUGAAGUCGACCAUGUCGUAGACGCAGUCUUUGUAACAGCAGGUGGCAAAAGUGCGGUUGGUACCAGGAUAUCUACACUGUGCCGAAGACUGCGAAUUCCAGUCAAUGUAGCAGAUGCGCCGAAUCUCUGCACAUUCACGUUGCUAUCAACACACAAUUCUGGUCCACUGCAAGUUGGCGUCACGACGUCCGGGAAGGGCUGCAAGCUCGCAUCACGCAUCAGAAGAGAAAUCGCUGCUGCACUGCCCAAUGACCUUGGACCUGCUGUGGACCGCCUCGGCACUGUGAGGAGAAAGAUUUGGGAGCAAGAUCAUGCUAGUGAGGCUGGUGGCGAUCUUGAAGCAGAGGAUGAAGAGACUGGACAAACGGCGACAUUCAACAAACUUGUACUGCCAUCAGACGCUGAAGCCGCGAAAGCUCGACGGAUGAGGUGGCUAUCACAAAUUUGCGAGUAUUGGCCACUGCGACGUCUCGCUGCGAUUACCGAUGAGGACGUGGAGCAGAUAUUGCAGGCUUACAAACAGGAAGCACAAAACAUACAGCUGGGUGAGACAAAGCCUCCAUUGAGUACGACAAUGCUCGACUCUCGCCGGAACCAGGGUCGUAUUAUCUUGGCCGGCUCUGGCCCUGGACAUCCGGAUUUGCUCACAACUGCCACGCUCAAAGCCAUUCGUGGCGCCGAUCUCAUUCUUGCCGACAAAUUAGUACCUGCGCCUGUGCUCGAACUCGUGCCCCGCCGAACGCCCAUUCAGAUCGCCCGCAAGUUCCCUGGCAAUGCAGAUCAAGCGCAAGAUGAGCUUCAUCGUCUCGGUCUCGAAGCCAUGCAGCAGGGCAAGACUGUUUUGCGACUAAAGCAAGGCGACCCGUAUCUGUACGGCCGUGGUGCAGAGGAAGUGGCUUUCUUCAGGGAACAUGGUUACGAGGCUAUUGUCCUACCUGGCAUAACUUCUUCCCUCAGUGCUCCUCUGUUUGCACAAAUACCUGCCACGCAUCGUUCGGUUAGCGAUCAGAUCUUGAUCUGCACGGGCACUGGCAGAAAGGGAGCGAGUCCAAAUCCGCCGGAAUACCUGAGCAACCAAACUGUGGUUUUUCUCAUGGCUUUGCACAGGUUACAAGAUCUGAUCACUAGUCUCGUUGAACAUAAGACGAGCGCAUACCCUUUGACGACUCCUUGUGCUGUUAUCGAGCGUGCUUCGUGCCCAGAUCAGAGAGUUAUCAGAACGACCCUUGAGCACGUUAUUGCUGCGAUCGAAGAGGAAGGGAGCAGACCACCUGGACUCCUUGUUGUCGGUGCUUCGUGCGAAGUCUUGAAGAAGAGUCCGCAGAAGUGGGUAGUCGAGGAUGGCUUUCAAGGUCUCGAUGCGCUCGAUUCGCUUGGAGAGAGUGGGAGAGGACUUGAUGGGCUACGAGACGCGCUCUUGACGCCUGGUGUGGAAGAGCCCGUCAAGACGCUGACUGCCCCUGUGACGGUAUAAAGUUGAAAUAGAGGACAUUUCUAGACGAGAACAAUAGAUCUGCUCUGCAGUCAUGACACUUUCGCACUCAACCUAC
This is a messenger RNA of Cercospora beticola, 1985 nucleotides long. Its product is annotated as siroheme synthase. Lineage: Eukaryota; Fungi; Ascomycota; Dothideomycetes; Mycosphaerellales; Mycosphaerellaceae. Gene Ontology annotation, molecular function: uroporphyrin-III C-methyltransferase activity. Gene Ontology annotation, biological process: siroheme biosynthetic process; sulfate assimilation. The record is from RefSeq and is a predicted model, not a curated record.